AAGCUAUCCCUUUUCGUCUCGCAGACCGUGACAUCCGCAAGCUGUUGCUUUCCCGGCAUCGUCUCUGCAUGCUAUAGGGCCUUUUGCGAAUACGUCAAUUCCUAGACAUUUGUUUCUGCCACUCGGUCUCGGCCUGCUUGACCCCGCUUCCAUAGAUUUGCGAAUGCUGUUCCGCUCCUGAGGAUACCUGAUGGUGGACAGACGCAGGCCGAAGCUCUAACCCGCCUCCGUCAUUUCACGUCAUUCGCUCUUCACAUUGAUUCAUCGCAAUGUCUGCUCCUCUGCUUAAUAUACCGGGUUGUCCGGCCCCGUUCAAGCUGGAGUCAGACUACCCUGCCACCGGAGGCUUUAUCCAAGGUCGAGCAUGUCAAUCACUCCCUACCAAUAUUACAUGUUGUCUGCCAUGUCCGAUGACAGACUGGGUAUAUCCUGACAACUUUUCACGUCUGAGUUUGAUCUCAAACUGGCUCAACGUCGGUGGCCUAAUCUUGUGUUUAUUCCUUCUGCUUUCAUUUGCGGCCUUGCCCGUUGAGAAGACGCGGCGGCAUUACCUCAGCAUCUGCUUAAUCGGUGCUAUUAUACUUUUGCAGUUGGGUUUUGUGAUACCGCUCGGUGCCAAUCCGGGGGAAUGCUAUGAUGCCAUCACUCCGCAUGACAUGCGAUCGGAUACCAGUUGUGCUCUCUCUGGCUCAUUUCUCCUCGCUGGAGGGUUUGCCACAAUGCUCUGGGUUUUUAUACGGGUACUUUCGAUGCAUCUCCAGGUUUGCUGGGAUAUCGUUCCAGGGCAUGUCUUCUUCUUUGGAUCCCUGUUUGCAGGAUGGUUUAUUCCCGCCAUUUUACUCUCCAUCGCCUUGUCGCUGACCGGGGUCUCUUAUCGUUUUGGGAAAACAUGUCAUAUCAACCAUGACAAGAGCAAUGGCGAUUUCUGGGGACCUCUUCUUGCCAUAGCUGCUGCCGCUUCAAUUCUGCAAUUCAUAACUUUUGGAUACUGUAUUCACGUCUAUCUCAAGUCUCUAAUGGCGGAAGGGACAGGGAGCGGCAACAGCUCUGGACUUCCUUCGCACAAUGGUAGCGUGACUGCAGCCACCGCCCGGGCGGCAUAUCGAAAAGUUCGGAGAGUCAUUGCUCUGCAAUGGCGGGGAAUUGCACUAAUUUUGAUUAUCAUUGUCGACUUGGUCUUUUUCUCGGUGAUAUUCUUGAGCAUGGAUGCUCAGACCCAAAAUAACAUGAAACACCCGGAAAAAAUGGAAGCCUGGCUAGAAUGCCUUGUCGAGAAUGGCGGAGACAAGAACAAAUGUCUUGACCUUGCGUCGCACCUAGUGGUCAAUGAAGCCACUGUCAUGGCCGUGUUGGUAUUGCUUUCGUGGAAUGGGUAUUGGAUUACCUUACUUGUUGGUCGUUGGACUAUGGUGACUGGCUGGUUCGAUGUUUUAAGAAAACGAUUACGAAAAAAGAGGGAGUUUGUAAGCGUCGAUGCACGGCGUCUCCCUCAGGAUGCGCGCACCUACGAAAUGCUCUCAUCCACACCACGUCCGCAUUUAAAGACACCAGAUACAUCAGUCAUCAGCCCGAUUGACUCAAUACAUCAUACGGACCAAGGAAAUUCGCCGGAUUACUUUGGCCGGGACGCGAAUUACAGUUCUCCGGUCUCGUCGUUCUCUUCUCCGAAAGCGCCGCAGUCAGUUAUGCAGCGGGAUUGGGACCCACGCUCUACUUUUGCGCCAAAAUAACUCAAGCAAAAGUAUGGGUUAAAGACUGCAGCAAAAGCCGUAAAUAAUUAUUCUUUUUGUUUAUUACCCCUGAUCAGCCCCUUGAAGGCGAAUUAUUAGCGAAGGCGAAUGUCGGCGUUACAGGCGAGGAAUUAUAUCCGAUUUCCUGAUUGCAUUCUUUCUUCUUUCUUUCUUUUUU
This is a messenger RNA of Xylona heveae TC161, 1908 nucleotides long. RefSeq lists its product as hypothetical. Gene Ontology annotation, cellular component: membrane. Bases 270 to 1730 code for a protein of 486 amino acids. The record is from RefSeq and is a predicted model, not a curated record. Gene Ontology annotation, molecular function: G protein-coupled receptor activity. Lineage: Eukaryota; Fungi; Ascomycota; Xylonomycetes; Xylonales; Xylonaceae. The transcript has 7 exons. Gene Ontology annotation, biological process: cell surface receptor signaling pathway; G protein-coupled receptor signaling pathway.